ACCAUCCUUUACAGCUGAACAAUUCUACGAGUGCAUAAAAUACAUCUCGGUGAAGACUGAAGUACUCUAUACGUGCUAAGAUGAAGUGGAUACUUGCUUGUGUACUUUUCGCGGUUGCUUUUGCAACAAACCCAGAAGAAACUGAAAUCGAUCCCGAUGCCUUUGAGGGUGACAUGAUUCUGACACCAGAGCAGAAAUAUGCUGCCAUGAAUGGUUUGGAUAUUGAUGCYCCUCUUGKACGAGGAGGAAUCAAAAAUAGAAGAUGRCCUGGAGGAGUGAUGGCUUACGUUAUUGAUAGUUCUCUGUCUAGGGAUAGCAGAGCAAUGRCAGCAAUCAGGGAUGGAAUGCAGGAAUGGACUUCAAAAACUUGCAUCAGAUUCAAGAAACGAACCAAUGAGCGGGCAUACGCCAAUUUCAAAUUAGGCUCAGGCUGUUCCUCAUACGUCGGCCGCACCGGAAGCAGGCAAGACAUAAAUUUAGCGAGAGGCUGCUGGUCUAGGGGUAUCGUGGCUCACGAAAUUGGUCACGCACUCGGUUUUUACCACGAACAGUCACGCCCRGACCGUGACARUUACGUCACUAUCAUGUGGGACAACAUUAUUGAAAGAAACAAGUUCAACUUCAACAAGUACAAUCGUGGAACCAUCGACUCUCUUGGUACUCCCUACGACUAUGGAUCMGUCAUGCACUAUAGCGCAAGGUCUUUCAGCAAAAAUGGCAAACCAACCAUCGUUGCCAAACAAUCUGGAGUAACCCUUGGGCAAAGAAGAGGAUUGAGCUCCAUUGACGCCCGGCAAAUGAACUUGAUGUACAAGAGCGAAUGYAGUGGAGGAGGAGGAGGUGGYGGMGGAGGAGGAUCAUCCUGUGCGGAUAAAGACAAAAGAUGCGGUGGUUGGACAMRUUAUUGUUCUUACCAUAGAUAYGUCAGAGCCAACUGCAARAAAACCUGCAARCUAUGCUAGUGGACGACAACACUGUACAACCGGUUGUUCAAGCAACUGACAUAUAGAAUUAGAUGAUCAAUAAACUGUUCAAAACUGUUCAAAA
This is a messenger RNA of Exaiptasia diaphana, 1047 nucleotides long. Its product is annotated as zinc metalloproteinase nas-15. Gene Ontology annotation, biological process: proteolysis. Gene Ontology annotation, molecular function: zinc ion binding; metalloendopeptidase activity. The record is from RefSeq and is a predicted model, not a curated record. NCBI's taxonomy places the organism in Eukaryota, Metazoa, Cnidaria, Anthozoa, Actiniaria, Aiptasiidae. The transcript has 8 exons. Bases 81 to 962 code for a protein of 293 amino acids.